This is a messenger RNA of Bombina bombina (fire-bellied toad), 1484 nucleotides long. It is a transcript of the gene KLHDC3, whose product is annotated as kelch domain containing 3. The transcript is spliced from 10 exons. Gene Ontology annotation, molecular function: protein binding; chromatin binding. Lineage: Eukaryota; Metazoa; Chordata; Amphibia; Anura; Bombinatoridae. The coding region runs from base 39 to 1175 and encodes 378 amino acids. The record is from RefSeq and is a predicted model, not a curated record. Gene Ontology annotation, cellular component: cytoplasm.
CUAGCAUUGCUACUUCCCUUGCCCCGGCAUGUUGUGGGAUGCCGCGCUGGACAGUGCACUUGGAAGGGGGUCCUCGCAGGGUGAACCAUGCAGCUGUUGCUGUGGGACAUCGAGUGUUCUCUUUCGGGGGAUACUGCUCUGGAGAAGAUUACGAGACCCUGCGGCAGAUCGAUGUACACGUGUUCAAUGCAGUAUCGCUGCGGUGGAGGAAGCUGCCCCCUGCUUGUUGUGCACCAUCCAAAGUUCCAUACAUGCGAUAUGGUCACACAGCUGUUCUAAUCGAUGAUGUCAUCUAUAUAUGGGGAGGUCGUAAUGACACAGAGGGGGCCUGCAAUGUCCUCUACACCUUUCAUACAGGUACCCAUCUGUGGACAACACCGCGUGUAUCUGGGCAGAUCCCUGGGGCUCGUGAUGGUCACUCUGCUUGUGUCCUAGAAAGGACCAUGUACAUCUUUGGUGGAUAUGAGCAGCUGGCUGACUGUUUUUCUAAUGAUAUCCAUAAACUGGACACAAAAACCAUGACGUGGACCCUUAUAAACACCAAGGGAUCUCCUGCUCGUUGGAGAGAUUUUCACUCGGCCACAGUGAUUGGCAACAAGAUGUUUGUGUUUGGUGGCCGCGCAGAUCGUUCUGGUCCUUUCCACUCUAACAACGAGAUUUACUGUAAUCGAAUCCGUGCAUUUGACCUGCUGACUGAGAAUUGGCUGGAACUUCCCCAGGCCUCUCCUGCACCCGAGGGCAGACGCAGCCAUUCAGCAUUUGCCUACCGUGGAGAGCUCUACAUAUUUGGAGGAUAUAAUGCUCGUCUCAACCGUCACUUUCAGGACCUGUGGAAAUAUACACCAGAGCUGGCGCGCUGGUUCCGUGUUGAGGUUCAAGGGAAGGGUCCGUGUGCUCGUCGCAGACAGUGCUGCUGCAUCGUGGGAGAUAAAAUCCUUCUUUUUGGAGGCACCAGUCCAUCUCAAGAUCAGGGUCUGCAAGAUGAGUUCUAUUUGAUGGAUCACUCUGACCUGUACAUUCUGGACUUCAGUCCCAGUCUGAAGACUCUGUGUAAACUUGCCGUGUUACACUACAACCUUGACCAAUCCUGCCUACCCCACGAUAUAAGAUGGGAACUGUCAGCAAUGACAACGAACAGUAAUAUCAGCCGUCCCCUGGUAUCCUCACAUGGAUAGACGAAGCUCUGCAAAUGCUCAGCACUGCUGUCCACACGUUGGUUCAUUGCAGUCUUGAGAUUCCCUCACUUUGGCCCCUACAGGAGCCCACUGACUUGUUCUGCAGAGUCUGAUAACUCUCUGUACAUUAGAGAUUGUACACAAGUGUGUAAGGGUGUAUGAUGUGUUGGGGGUGUUUUGGGGUAUGUGAGAUGGUUUAUGCUGGGAUGGCUGUAUGAUUGGGCACACCUGACUGUUUAUGCCAUGCUGGGUAUGGGCUGGGUACGUGUGAUGGUGUAUGCCAUGGUAGGUACAAUAGAUGUGCAGCGU